CAGGCCUCCGGGUUACUGGAGGGACCCUGGGAGUGCGCGACGCACCCUCGCCCUCCACCCGGAAAGGUGCUGUGGUGAUUGCGUCCUUGACCUGUUCAUCUAGCCGGCAGGCCCGGCAAGUGGCGCCAGAACGAGGGACGUGGGCGGAUCCCACCGCACAGCCACCCAAAAAUAUUGAAAGUGAUCCCGGGAGAAAGCCUCACCUAUUCAGGCACUGACCAGGACUACUUGGAUGCACUUGACCAUCUCCUAGGAGACUUGAAUGAGACAGAGUUUCUAUAAGCAAACAAACGAACAGUUCUCUCUUGUUUGGAGCAAUGCUGAAGUUCCAAGAGGCUGCUAAGUGUGUGAGUGGAUCAAUAGCUGUUUCCACAUGUCCAAAGCCCUUGAUCGCAAGAAGAUACAUGCUUCAACAGAAACUUGGCAGUGGAAGUUUUGGAACCGUCUAUCUGGUGUCAGACAAGAAAGCCAAACAAGGAGAAGAAUUAAAGGUACUGAAGGAAAUCUGUAUUGGAGAACUCAAUCCAAAUGAGACUGUGCAGGCCACUUUGGAGGCCCAGCUCCUUUCCAAGCUGAAUCACCCAGCUAUUGUCAAGUUCCAUGCAAACUUUGUGGAGCAGGAUAAGUUCUGCAUUAUCACAGAGUAUUGUGAGGGUCGAGAUCUGGACUGUAAAAUUCAAGAAUAUAAAGAAGUUGGAAAAACCUUUCCAGAGAGUCAGAUAAUAGAAUGGUUUAUCCAGCUGUUGCUGGGAGUUGAUUACAUGCAUGAAAGGAAGAUACUUCAUCGAGAUUUGAAAUCAAAGAAUAUAUUUCUGAAAAAUAAUAAACUUAAAAUUGGGGAUUUUGGAGUUUCUCGACUCCUAAUAGGAUCCUGUGAUCUAGCCACCACUUUAACUGGAACUCCCCAUUAUAUGAGCCCGGAGGCUCUGAAACACCAAGGCUACGACACAAAGUCGGAUAUCUGGUCCCUGGCAUGCAUUUUGUAUGAGAUGUGCUGCAUGAAUCAUGCAUUCACUGGCUCCAAUUUCUUAUCCAUUGUUUUAAAAAUUGUUGAAGGAGACACUCCUUCUCUCCCUGAGAGAUACCCAAGACAGCUGAAUGCUAUUAUGGAAAGCAUGUUGAACAAGAGUCCUUCAUUGAGACCAUCUGCAAUAGAAAUUCUAAAACUUCCUUACAUUGAUGAACAACUACAGAUUAGACAUUCUGAUGCAGAGAAUCUGCCUUCAGUGGACCUGAUGUGUCGAUAUUCGGAAAUGGCCCUGGAAGACAAGAAUUUGAAUAGUCAGGAGGAAGCAGCUUAUAUAAUUAAUGCUGUGCAAAAAAAGAUUCACCUGCAGACCCUACGAGCACUGUCUGAGGUGCAGAAGAUGACACCAAGAGAGAGGAUGCGGGUGAGGAAGGUCCAGGCAGCUGAUGAGGAGGCCAGGAAGCUGAAAAAGCUUGUGGAAGAAAAAUAUGAAGAAAACAACAAACGGAUGCAGGAACUGAGAUCUCGGAACUUCCAGCGGCAGACUGUGGAUGUGCUCCACGAAUUUGAUGACCCAGCUUCAGACAACCUGCCUGAGUCUCAGCCCAUUCCUUCCCUGGAUCUCCGCACACUUGGGUCAAAUGUGGAGGACACCAUAGCUGACCUUGGAGAUCAUGAGAUCCCAGAAGACCCGCUUGUGGCUGAAGAGUAUUAUGUUGAUGUAUUUGAUUCCUUUUCUGAAGAAAGUGAGGAGAGUGAGGAAGAAAAAACAGUAUUCUCAGUCAGGGAUGAAGAGGUUGAGGAUGAAGGACCCCAGCCUGUUUACAGGACAAACCAACAGGACAGUGAUAUUGAAGCUCUGGCCAGGUGUUUGGAGCAUGUGCUGGGCUGCACCACUCUAGAUGCAAGGACUGCCACCAGCUCAGCUCCAGACACACCCUCAGAACCAACAAUUUUCAACAGUGCGAUGGCCAGGACCAGGAUGAAACACAUGCGGGAAUCCGCUGUGCAGAAGCUGGGAGCGGAGGUGUUUGAGGAGGUCUACAGCUACCUCAAGAGAGCAAGGCAGCAGGGAGCCAGCGAGGCAGAGGUCUGGGCAGCUCUGGAAAGAGUGGUGCCUCGAGUCAGCGACUGUUUUGAGGUUGACCAACUACUCUACUUUGAGGAGCAGUUGCUGAUCACCAGGGCAGAAGGGGUCACUCUUCCCCAGAACCAUCAUGAAGCAACUGUCAGAAACAAGCGGGUCCCAGUGGACAAGGCGCCCGUGAAAAUCUCUCAGCACUGUCGCUGACCUCUGUUCUGGGACGUGGGUGCAGAGCAGCCGUCUCUACCUUCAAUCCCUUGUCAAUCUCCUUCAGAGAGUAGUAAACCUGGGCCGCAGUGUGGUCAGGUCUAUACUGUGAGACAGGCAUUUGGAUCAGGUUGUCUUCCUGAAGAGUAGUCCUGCUCUGGUGCCUUUGGGCCUCCAGCAGGGUUGGCUCACCCUGGCUUUGGCCUGGGAGAGGCCACGUGCUCUUCACAUUUCCACUCAGUGCCGACUGCUCUGAGUCUCCAGGGACUGUGGGCCGCCUGCUCCUGAGGGGGGUUGGUCCCCAGCCUCUGACAUGCUGAGUUGCUUUUCAGGGGCCAGAUGUACCUGUCUCAGGUUACCUGCUUUUGGCUCACUUUACCCUUGAAUGCCUAACAAGCAAGAAGUGCGUAUGUGUAAGGACAGAGUGAAUCCUUUCUGUGAUGUAUUCCCCAAACUCAUCCAAGGAGUAUUAAAGACUUUUAU
Dama dama (fallow deer) is the source of this 2741-nucleotide messenger RNA. It is a transcript of the gene NEK11, whose product is annotated as NIMA related kinase 11. Gene Ontology annotation, molecular function: protein kinase activity; ATP binding. The record is from RefSeq and is a predicted model, not a curated record. Lineage: Eukaryota; Metazoa; Chordata; Mammalia; Artiodactyla; Cervidae. The coding region runs from base 318 to 2258 and encodes 646 amino acids. Gene Ontology annotation, biological process: protein phosphorylation. The transcript is spliced from 18 exons.